GCGCGCCUGUAGCGGGAGGGGCAUGCAAACCUGCUCCUGCGCUCCGGGCCUCUCCGCCGCGCCGCUCGGGGGCGACCCUUCGUUCACGGACUCCUCGCACACAGGAAACGAAGGCCGACGCUGUCGAUUCUUCAGCCAAUCUCGGCACGCCUUGACCCAUCCCUCUCUUUUAUUGGGUAAAGAAGAGGGCAACGAGGCGGAUGUUGUUGCCUCUGCGAGGGUCAAGGCCGACAAGAUGGCGUCGACUGCCGGGGAGCUUGGCGGCGUUUUCGACCACCACGUCCAAAGGGCUGUGUGCGACUCACGGGCCAAGUACCGGGAGGGGCGACGGCCUCGCGCCGUCAAGGUCUAUACAAUCAAUUUGGAAUCUCAGUACUUAUUAAUACAAGGAGUUCCUGCAGUAGGAGCAAUGAAGGAAUUAGUUGAGCGAUUUGCUCUGUAUGGUGCAAUUGAACAGUACAAUGCUCUAGAUGAAUACCCAGCAGAAGACUUUACAGAAGUUUAUCUUAUUAAAUUUGUCAAUUUACAAAGUGCAAGGAUAGCCAAGAGAAAAAUGGAUGAACAGAGUUUCUUUGGUGGAUUGCUUCAUGUGUGCUAUGCUCCAGAAUUUGAGACAGUUGAAGAAACCAGAAAAAAAUUACAAGAGAGGAAUGCUUAUGUAGCAAGAACUACUAAAAAUAAAGAUCAUUACGUGACAAAGAAGCAUAAAGAUGCAAAAGAUUUUAGACAUGAUUUCCAUUCGAAGACAUCUGGAUUUCCUGCAGCUUCUUUGAACACAUCUACUGGGAACUCACAUCUUUGUCUUCCUUAUUCUUGUGAGUUGCCUUUGUGUUAUUUCUCCCCAAAAUGUACAUGUUCAUCAGGAGAACAUGUGGACAGAGCAUCAAAUUCCUCUCAGGAUGGUAGAAACCAUGACGAAACACUGGAGCACUGUAACCACUCUCCGCAGAAAGUGCAGAUGAAAACUUUAAAAAAUUCAUUGGCCCACCCUGGUGCACAGAAGGCUAUUACUGCUUCAGAGGCAGUUGACAGAUUUAUGCCUAGGACAACACAACUGCAGGAGCGGAAAAGAAGAAGAGAAGAUGAUUGUAAACGUGGAACUCUUCUUGAAGCAAGCACAAGUAGCAAUGAGGUUAUGAUUGGCCCUCAGUUACCAGACAUUCCUAAAGUGGACAUGCAUGAUGACUCGUUGAAUACAACAGCGAAUUUAAUUCGGAAUAAACUUAAAGAGGUAAUUUCAUCUGUGCCGAAGCCUGCAGAGGACAAGCCGGAAGAUGUGCAUAGAAGUUAUCCUUUAAAACAAAGAAGAAGAAUAUAAAUUCCCUGCAGUAAAUUUGUAUUUUUAAAGGCCUAUUUAUUUUUUACUUUUCGGCUGUCAUUUUAAUUCUUAAAGAGAUUUUACUGCUGGUAUUUUUUUUUUUAAAUGCACGCCUCUUUGUAAUUUCAUUCAACCUACUUGUCUAAUACAGUUUCAUUUUUUAAAAUUAGUUUAUCAUGGACAAGAUUCAUGCCAGAUAGUUAUGCCCCUUAGAAGAAAUAAAACUUUUCCAGAACUCCACC
This is a messenger RNA of Hippopotamus amphibius kiboko, 1560 nucleotides long. It is a transcript of the gene RBM48, whose product is annotated as RNA binding motif protein 48. The transcript is spliced from 5 exons. Bases 23 to 1318 code for a protein of 431 amino acids. Lineage: Eukaryota; Metazoa; Chordata; Mammalia; Artiodactyla; Hippopotamidae. Gene Ontology annotation, molecular function: nucleic acid binding. Gene Ontology annotation, cellular component: nucleoplasm. The record is from RefSeq and is a predicted model, not a curated record.